GGAGUCAGUCAGAGCACCUGAGCACAAAGGAAGCCAUUGUCCUUAGCCCAGGGGCACGGGGACCUCUGUAUUCAGGUUACAGGGGCAGCUAUAGCUGUGAAGUCUGCUGACCUGUGAUCUUCUCUUGCUUCUGGGUCUCUGGCCUUGGCACUCCUCUUUUCCUAGGAUUCUCUGAGAGACCUGGGGUUCCCGAACAGCUUUCCAGAGGCCUUAGAUGCAAGGAGAGCCAUAGCUUUGGAUCCAGAACAAGAUCAUCUCUUUGGAUAAAGACCAGAGGCUGACAGCCUCCUCCACACCGUCUGAUCUACCCUGCAGUCUUCACAGGAAGGCCUGAAGCUAUCAUGGCCACCCCGCAGAGUGUAGAAUAUCCCCAAAACUAUGGUAUUCACGAUUCUUUGCAGAUGGUAUGGGUCCUGAAGGGAAAUUCUUUAACAGCAGUUCCUUUUACCAACAAUGUCAAACCUGUCCGUCUUGACUUAGUUACAUGCAGGCACACAGAAUCCCAUGACGCUGGAAAGGGCAAUCUGGUCUACCUGGGGAUCAAGGGCCAAAAUCUCUGUCUCUGCUGUGCAGAAGUUGAAGGCCAGCCUACUUUGCAGCUUGAGGAGAAACAGAUCAUGGAGAUGUACAAUAACAACAAAGCACAGAAGCCCUUCCUUUUCAUCUGCAGUACGGAGGGCUCCACCUCCGCCUUUGAGUCAGCCUCCUACCCUGGCUGGUUCAUAGCCUCCUCCAAAAUGGUGGGACAGCCCAUCAUUCUCACCAAGGAGAGGGGCAAAAAUUACAACACUAACUUCUAUAUGGAACCUGAGAACUAAAUCCAGCCUGGGCUGUGUUUGGGUGGCUGAUCCCAGAAUGAAAUAGCCGGAGACUCUUCUGAUUGAGCACAUAAUAGGUCAUCUUCAGAGAGCCCCAGGUGCUGAGGACCAUCCAUAGCCCAUCUCAUUCUCAUCACCCCAAACCACCCCCUCCUCUAGACAUCCGCUUCUGUGCCACGUCCCCAUUUGAAUGCUAUCCCAAUGAAACUUUCUACUUAGUUGCCAAGUCUAAUUAAGUCCAUAUCCCAAAUGCCUCUUGCACACAACCCUCUCUUCCUGUUCCUUCUGACAAGCUAUGGCCUAGAGAUGUGAAUUCCAAACAUUUCUGUUCAUUUAAUCCUAUAAAUAAAAGAAUGUUAUUUAUGAA
Messenger RNA from Manis pentadactyla (Chinese pangolin), 1185 nucleotides. RefSeq names its product interleukin-36 beta-like. Lineage: Eukaryota; Metazoa; Chordata; Mammalia; Pholidota; Manidae. The coding region runs from base 342 to 818 and encodes 158 amino acids. The record is from RefSeq and is a predicted model, not a curated record. Gene Ontology annotation, molecular function: cytokine activity. Gene Ontology annotation, biological process: positive regulation of gene expression; cytokine-mediated signaling pathway; cellular response to lipopolysaccharide. The transcript has 5 exons.